Planococcus citri (citrus mealybug) is the source of this 3272-nucleotide messenger RNA. RefSeq names its product coatomer subunit beta' (gene beta'COP). NCBI's taxonomy places the organism in Eukaryota, Metazoa, Arthropoda, Insecta, Hemiptera, Pseudococcidae. The transcript is spliced from 17 exons. Gene Ontology annotation, biological process: intra-Golgi vesicle-mediated transport; intracellular protein transport; retrograde vesicle-mediated transport, Golgi to endoplasmic reticulum. Gene Ontology annotation, molecular function: protein binding; structural molecule activity. Gene Ontology annotation, cellular component: COPI vesicle coat. Bases 214 to 3009 code for a protein of 931 amino acids. The record is from RefSeq and is a predicted model, not a curated record.
UUGGACACGAUUCAUAAUUCGACGUUUCGUUUUUCUUUUUCGUUUAUGGUUUAUGAGCAAAGUAAUUAUUUCAUAGAUUGAUUUCAUCAGUCGUAUUCCGGCUUUAAAAUUUCCGAAAUCUGAAAGUCCAUUCGGUAUACGCAUUGGUGGUUGUCCAUCUGUGAAAAGAAUAGUGUUGGUUUGUAUCUGAUACAGGAAUCCGGUUCCGAGAAAAUGCCUUUAAAACUGGAUAUUAAACGAAAAUUGACCGCACGAUCCGAUCGUGUGAAAUGCACCGAUCUGCAUCCUGCCGAACCUUGGAUGUUGAUAUCUCUAUACAAUGGUAAUGUUCACAUUUGGAAUUACGAAACGCAGACGUUGGCGAAAAACUUCGAGGUCUGCGAUGUACCGGUGCGAGCUGUUCGUUUCGUAACUCGCAAAAAUUGGGUAGUCACUGGUUCCGAUGAUAUGCAAGUUCGUGUUUUCAAUUAUAACACCUUGGAAAGAACUCAUUCUUUUGAAGCACAUUCAGAUUAUGUCCGGUGUAUCAUUGUUCAUCCUACUCAGCCCUACAUAUUAACUUGCAGCGAUGACAUGUUAAUCAAAUUAUGGAAUUGGGAGAAGCAGUGGGCAUGCCAGCAAGUAUUUGAAGGGCAUACUCAUUAUGUAAUGCAAAUUGUCUUCAAUCCAAAGGAUAAUAACACCUUUGCCAGUGCUUCUUUGGAUAGAACGUUGAAAGUUUGGCAACUCGGUUCAUCGACUCCCAAUUUCACGUUAGAAUGUCACGAUAAGGGCGCAAACUGUGUCGAUUAUUAUCACGGAGGAGAUAAACCGUAUCUUAUUUCAGGCGCUGAUGAUCAUACUGUCAGGAUUUGGGAUUAUCAAAAUAAAACAUGCGUUCAAGUAUUAGAAGGGCAUACUCAGAAUGUAUCUGCUGUUUGUUUUCAUCCGGAAUUGCCGAUCAUGCUCACUGGUUCCGAAGACGGUACUGUGAGAAUAUGGCAUUCGGGUACUUAUCGUUUAGAACAAUCAUUAAACUAUGGGUUAGAAAGAGUUUGGACGAUAUCUGCUCUUAAAGGAUCUAAUAACGUUGCUAUUGGGUACGACGAGGGAAGCAUAAUGUUAAAAGUUGGUCGCGAAGAACCAGCAGUGUCUAUGGAUGUGAAUGGCGGAAAAAUUAUUUGGGCCAAACAUUGCGAAUUGCAACUGGCGAAUUUGAAGAAAGUUGACGCUCCUGACGCAAAAGGUGACAGUUCCGGUAUUAAAGAUGGAGAAAUAUUGUCUGUCGAAGUGAAAGAUAUGGGCAGCUGUGAAAUUUAUCCUCAGUCUAUCGCGCAUAACCCUAAUGGAAGAUUUGUGGUGGUAUGCGGUGAUGGAGAAUAUAUUAUUUACACCGCCAUGGCAUUGAGAAACAAAGCGUUUGGUUCGGCGCAAGAAUUUGUUUGGGCGCAAGAUUCUUCAGAGUACGCAAUUCGUGAAGGAACCACCACUAUAAAAGUUUUUAAAAAUUUUAAAGAAAAGAAAUCAUUCCGCCCCGAAUACGGUGUCGAUGGUAUCUUCGGUGGAUGGUUACUGGGAGUGAAAUCCAUGUCCGGCUUAGCGUUAUACGAUUGGGAUACUUUGGAUUUGAUUCGGCGUAUUGAAAUCCAACCUAGACACGUAUUUUGGUCGGAAAGCGGUGAACUUGUUUGUUUGGCCACUGAUGAUAGUUAUUUCAUUCUACGCUUCGAUGCGACUGCUGUUACAACUGCCAAAGAAAAUGGGGAAUUACCAACUGACGGCGUUGAAGAAGCGUUUGAUGUACAAGGAGAAGUACCAGAGUCUGUAAAAACCGGAUUAUGGGUUGGCGAUUGUUUCAUUUACACGAAUGGAGUGAACAGAAUUAAUUAUUACGUAGGCGGAGAAAUUGUAACUAUUUCACACUUGGACCGCACCAUGUAUUUGUUAGGAUACGUAGCUCGUGAUAAUAGAUUGUACUUAGGUGACAAAGAACUCAACAUUGUUUCAUACAAUUUGCAAUUAUCGGUGCUAGAAUACCAAACGGCCGUCAUGCGAGGUGAUUUCUCAACCGCCGAUCGAAUUUUACCAACCGUUCCGAGUCAUUACAGAACUAGAGUUGCCCAUUUUCUGGAAAAACAAGGAUUCAAAGAACAAGCGCUGGCUGUAUCUACCGAUUCCGAACAUAAAUUCGAAUUAGCCGUGCAAUUAGGUAAUUUAGAAGUAGCUCACGAAUUGGCUAAGGAGGCGUGUAGCGUCCAAAAAUGGAGGCAACUCGGUGAAUUAGCCACAGUUAAAGGAAAUCUCGAUUUGACGAAAAAAUGUCUUUGGGAAGCUCAAGACUUCGGAGGCUUAUUAUUAUUAGCGACAGCUUUAGGUGACAGCGAAAUGGUAUCAAGAUUAGCUGAAAGUUCCAAAGCUAACGGAAAAAACAAUAUUUCAUUUGUAUGUUACAUGCUUUUGGGGAAACUCGAAAAAUGCUUAGAUCUGUUGAUUGAAACCGAUCGAAUUCCAGAAGCCGCAUUUUUUGCGAGAACGUACAUGCCCAGUAAAAUGUCGAAAGUUGUAGAAUUAUGGCGAGACUCUCUUUCGAGAGUGAACGAAAAAACCAGUCAAUCGUUAGCUGAUCCCAAAGAGUACGAUAACUUAUUCCCAGGUUUGGAAGAUGCUUUGAAAACGGAACAAUAUUUGAAGCCCGAGCAACAACGUCUUCUUCCAUCAUCUGCUUAUCAAACUGUUCCCCCUUUAAAUGAAAGAAAUCCCAUCGAAGAAAUGAAAGAAGCUGCGAGCACUGGAAAAUUCCGUUUCGAUUUCCCCGGAAUUUUGGAAUAUUUUGAAAAAGUUAAAGAAGAUCAACAAGAAGUAUUAGAAGCUGAAAUUAAAGCACCCCUACCAGAAUUACCGAGAACAAUCUCGAAAUCAUCAUCGAUCGAUGACGAAAUUGAAAAAGAAUUGAAUCAGUUGAAUUUGGAUGGAGUUGAUCUGUCUGGCAUGAAUUCGGAUGAUGAUUUAUUGUUGAAUGAUACUGAUUGAUAAGAUCCCGUGUGUUCUCGUUACGAAUGUAGAAAAAUCUGGCCGCUGGCGAAGCGCAUUUAUCGGCGAUAGUAAUUUUAUUGUUCCCACGAUUUAUAUUCGUCCGAUAAUUUUCCUUUAACCUCAUUUCUAUUGGUUUUUUUUCCAUUAUUGAUCAUUAUUGUAAAUUGUUGUCAUAAUUGUAAUUUGUAAUUAUUAUUAUUGUUGUUUUAAGGAUUAUGAUACGAAUUACAGAAUAAUUUAUUAAAUUUUCAAGAAUUUCA